This is a messenger RNA of Phlebotomus papatasi, 1672 nucleotides long. RefSeq names its product diuretic hormone 44 (gene Dh44). Gene Ontology annotation, molecular function: hormone activity. The record is from RefSeq and is a predicted model, not a curated record. Gene Ontology annotation, cellular component: extracellular region. The coding region runs from base 246 to 821 and encodes 191 amino acids. NCBI's taxonomy places the organism in Eukaryota, Metazoa, Arthropoda, Insecta, Diptera, Psychodidae. The transcript has 4 exons.
CCAAAAUGCACGUUGGAAUUCCAGUGAUUCAAUCGGAUUUUAUAAUUUUUUAUUAAUAUAGUUUUAUAAUCUUUAUUAUUUUUAGAGUGUUAAUGAGGUAAUUGCCCAAAUAAAGUGAUUGAAUAUAUAUUAAAUCGGUUAAAUCAAACAAGAUGUGAAAAAAUUGAAAAAAAUGAAUUUCAUCACAGUGUGCAGUGCAAGGAGUGCAAGCUAUCAGCUGUCUUUUUCGUGCGAAUGCGGUGUAAAUGCAAAAUUGUUUUUACCGGGAAAUUUGUGCAUCAUUUAUCAAUAAAUUAGUGAAUCAGUGGACAGUUUCUGAUAAGAAAACACCUCAAGUGCUCCAAAAAGCAGAAAUUCAUCAAUGGCAAACCCGAAAUAUGAAAGCCACGCUGUGGCUCUGCACUUUGGUAACAACAAUGCUUUGCCUCACCCAGAGUAUUCGCGGUUCUCCAGUUGCAACUUUUCAAUAUAGCGACGAGUCACGAGGGAAUGAGCUUCUGCAGGAUAAAUUUGAGGUACCAAAACGAGGUCAUGCAUCUCUUUCAAUAGUGAAUCCAUUGGAUGUUCUAAGGAAGAGGCUACUGCUUGAGAUUGCCAGAAGACAGAUGAGAGAAAACAACAGACAGAUUGAGAUAAAUAGGGCAAUCUUGAAGACGAUUGGUAAAAAGCGUGCAGAAGUGCCGCCGGAUUAUGUGUAUGAGCACCAAAUGGAUUUCGACGCCAAUUCGAACCCCUCGAAGAAAGUCAUCCUCAGUCGAAUUGAUAACGAUAUUCCAAUGAUGUACAAUGAGUACAGAAGUCAAAAAGAUAGUUUAUUUUAGGUGCAACCCCUUUUUUGUUCCACCCGCAACAUUUAUAAAUGAACAUCUUCCCACAAGUAAAAAGAAAAUGUUUGAAGAAAAAAAGAGUAUUACGACCAUCCCAAUUUGAUUAGAGAUCUGUCCCAUUAAUUCUCUUAUCCCACCCUUUCAAAGGAUAUUAGUAUUCCAUGAAUAGUUGGAAUUUUCAUUAUAUAGUAACAUGUUUUGUAGGAUGAAAAUUACUCUAUUUAUAUAGUUGCUGAAGAUGAGAUUGGAGAUUGAGGCUCAUAUAGCUGGAAAAUUAUUUCCAAUUAAUCAUUGUUUACACAUCAACAGCCAUUUUUAAUUGAAUCGCAUCAGAUAUUUACGGCUAAAAAGUGCAUAGUGGAACACUCAAUUUUUCAUGGAAUAAAUUUAAAAUCUAAUAAAAAUGUUAUAUUUUAAAUUGCAUGUGAUUUCCAAUCAAUUUCUCUCCGAUCUAAUCAAAUUAUAGUGAGAUCAUCAAGUCUUCUAGAAAAUAAUUUAUAAAUAGAUUUAAAAUAAAAAGGAAAAAAAAAUAUUAAUAUAAAUGAGAGGACAAAAAAAAUGGAACAAUAUGUGAAAGAAAAAAAAAAUUAAGAAUAAUAACCAAAAAUAUGCAACACAAAUAUUUAUUGAAUAUGUAAAACAUGAGAUGAAAUACAUGGAUAAAAUUAGUGACAUCCUAUUCAUAUUGAAAAUUCUUUCAUAAAAUGACAGAAGAAUCAAACACGUGAGAGAUGAAGUAAAAAGGGGAUGAAAGAAGGAGAAAUCUAUUGACUAAAAGAAAAUGAGAUGAUGUAUAUAAUAAAAUUUAAUUUUUAAGCAAUAUAUAAACUUUUGGAAAACCUAAA